AUGGCGUGGCCCUACUGCCGCAAGCACUGCUCCUACUGCAGCUUCAACAAGUACGUGGUGCCGGCGGUGGACGAGGCGGCCGUGCGCGCCUGCCUGGUGCGCGAGGCCCGGACCCUGCUCCGCCUCGGCCAGGUGCAGAGCGUCACCUCCGUCUUCUUCGGCGGGGGCACACCCAGCCUGGCCAGCCCCCAAACCAUCGCCGCCGUGCUGGAGGCUGCCGCGGAGGCCGCCCACCUCCCUGCCGGAGCCGAGGUCACGCUGGAGGCCAACCCCAGCUCCGCCAGCCCCACGCGCCUCGCUGGCUUCAGGGCGGCCGGCGUCAACCGCCUCUCAGUCGGCGUGCAGUCGCUGGACGACGCCGAGCUGCGGCUGCUGGGCCGGGAGCACACGGCGGAUGAGGCGCGGGCGGCGGUGGAGGCGGUGCGGGGGCUCUUCCCCGGCCGCACCUCCAUCGACCUCCUCUUCGGGCUGCCGGGGCAGAGCCGGGAGGCCUGGGCCCGGUGUUUGGAGGCGGCGCUGGGGCUGUGCGACGACCACCUGGCCCUCUACCAGCUGACGCUGGAGCGGGGCACGGUGCUGGAGGCGCGGGUCCGGCGGGGGGCCCUGCCCACGCCCCCCCAGGACCUCCUGGCCGACAUGUACCACACCGCCCGGGCCAUGCUGGCGGCCGCUGGCUUCCGCCAGUACGAGGUCUCCAAUUUUGCAAGGAAGGGCGCCCUCAGCACCCACAACCUCUCCUACUGGCGGGCUGAGCAGUACAUCGGCGUGGGGCCGGGAGCGCACGGGAGGUUUGUGCCGUGGGGUGAGGGCAGCUGCCAGCGGGAGGCCCGUGUCCAGACGCCGGAUCCCGACACCUGGAUGAAGGAGGUGCAGAGCCAUGGGCACGGCACCCGGAGGCGGGCGGCGCUGAGCCCCUUGGAGCAGCUGGAGGAGCUGCUCGCCCUGGGGCUGCGCACGGACGAGGGCGUCACGCAGCAGCGCUGGGGGCGCUUCUCCCCUCAGCUGCCCCUGCGGGCUGUGUUCGGGGUGCCAGGGGAGGCGAUGGCGCUGCAGCAGCAGGGCUGGCUGCUCCUGGACGGCCGCUGCAGCGCUGCUGGGCGCGCACGGCCGGCACCGGGGGACGAGGCACAGGGGCUGCUGGAGGACAAGGCAUGGAGGCUGCGGGGGGACAAGGCACAGAGGCUCAUGGAGGACAAGGCCCAGAGACUGCUGGAGGACAAGGCACAGAGGCUCAUGGAGGACAAGGCACGGAGGCUGGCAGGGGACAAGGCCCUUAGGCUCACGGAGGACAAAGCCCAGAGGCUUGGGGACAAAGCCUGGAGCCAACUGAGGGACAAAGCCCAGAGGCUGUCGGGGCACAAGACCCGGAGGCUCCUGGAGGCCGAGGCCCCCGGAGGCCCAGGCCCGGUGCCCGCC
This is a messenger RNA of Cygnus atratus (black swan), 1416 nucleotides long. RefSeq names its product radical S-adenosyl methionine domain containing 1 (gene RSAD1). Gene Ontology annotation, biological process: porphyrin-containing compound biosynthetic process. Gene Ontology annotation, cellular component: cytoplasm. The record is from RefSeq and is a predicted model, not a curated record. The transcript has 9 exons. Lineage: Eukaryota; Metazoa; Chordata; Aves; Anseriformes; Anatidae. The annotation marks the transcript as partial. Gene Ontology annotation, molecular function: 4 iron, 4 sulfur cluster binding; coproporphyrinogen oxidase activity.